Molecule: messenger RNA, 5174 nt
Organism: Doryrhamphus excisus (bluestripe pipefish)
Lineage: Eukaryota; Metazoa; Chordata; Actinopteri; Syngnathiformes; Syngnathidae
Source: RefSeq, a predicted model, not a curated record
GGCUGGGCAUUUAGCAGCCCGGCGUCCACUCUCACCGAGCCUCGGUCCCCGCUGGCUAAGUCCCACUGAAGUACGCAGUGUAUAUGAGUGAAGGAUCCCGAUCCGGGGCUGAUGGCUCACAGGAGUGACUCACACUCCGGCGAGACGUGUGUGACUCUGUCCAUGGUCGGGACAGGUGCCUGUGGGGGCGUUAUGGUCCACGGAUGAGAAGACGAUCAAGAUGGAUCAAUCAAUGUGAGUGGCAGCAUGUACAAAGAAAACUGAAGUUGUCUGAGUAUUGAGCCUUGUGGUACACCAGAGAAGAGUGGGGAUGCAGUGGAGGAGACGUCCUCGAGCAUAACUGAAAAUAUCAUAUAAAGACGGGACCUGCAGGGUGGGGCUCCAGACAUGAGCUCAUGGGUAGACAUUAGUGCAAUUGGGCUGAAAACUUGUGGUGUGGAUCCAAACUCAGGCCGACUCAUCCUUGAGACAAUAUCAGGAAACGGAAGCGGAGUUGCUUCAGUAUGGCCGACCUGCAGGAAACCAAAGCCGCUCUCCAUUUAAGGACUCUUUCGGCCUACCGCCUGAAACCCUCAGCCCCGUCGUCCAGUACUUGUGAUGUCAGCGACAAAGAAUUCCCCCCAUGGGACUAUUUGUCACAUGUACACGGAACAUUGGUAAUCAGUCAGUCAUUAUGUCUCGUAGGAGCUGUCGCCUGGUGUCCACCGGUUACUACAACUCAGAUGAUGAAUCUGACUCAAGUAGUGUGACAAACAUUUCGUACCGAGAGAACCCAGUCAAGGUUUUCAAGAAGAAGGCGGGCACCCGCAAGGCUGCUUCCCGCACUUCCACUCGAGCCAACAGCAAUGCUAGCUCCACGAACGUUGAGUCGCCUGUUGCCACAGCCAGGAGACCUUCUCUGAGCACCCAGACUGACCUUACAAUGAGGACCGUGUCCUACACCACUCCCAGGCCCACAACUCGGACCUCCCUGACCUCUGCUUCAUCGGCCGCACAUCAAACUCCCACUCACUCUCCACCGCCGCCCCCAGAGAGGUUCCGCGGAUCCAGCCAGGCAGUACUAUACGUGCGACCUGACCAGAGUAAGAGCUGCAUAGACAGCUCUGGCUACUCCUCCUGUGAGGGCGCCAACCUUAAGCCCCCAGCUACCACUACCAGAACUUGGACCACAACAACCACGACCAGCUGCAGCAAAGUCAGAAGUAACAGUGGGCCUGUCAGUGUAGGAUACAGACAUCGAUUCAACAGAACCCUCUGUGGUUUCAAGGAAUCACUAUCAGCAAUGACUACAAGGAUGCAGCUGACAGAUUUAGCCAACAAAUGCCUACUCAACAACCAAACAAAGAAAAUUUGCAUUGCUCUCAUCUUCCUUGUUGCUGCCCUUGUCUGUCUUUGGUUCCUCCCACCAUUGUUGCCCCCUCUCACCUCUUUCAUGUCCAUCACAAAGUUCCUGUCACAGACCACCAAGCUCAUGCAUGACGCUGUUCCACCCUCCAUUCUUCCUCAGUCAAACACCAUGCUGCCCACAUCUGCAACGGAUUCUGCAUGUACAUCAGUACCUUUUGAUGUAGAAGCAAAGAUGCAGCUCCUGUCGGAGAAUAUGCAGUCGAAGCAGGAGCUCUUCUACCAGAUCAAGGCACAAUUUGAGGAGGACAUGCAGAGUAUGAGGGAUGAUCUCAAGACAGCGAAGUUCGACAGUGGGCAGCAUAUGGACCAGGAGGUUGCCGCACUGGGCAAGCGAAUAGAUGACCUGGAACAGGCUUUCAGCACCAAAAUCCAAGUUUUAGAGAACCAGAAUGCUGAGUUGUCUCAGGAGGUGUCAUCCAUCCAGCUGCCGCCUCCUCCGAUGCCUUGUCCUGACAUCAGCGCCAUCACCUCCGCCCAAAAACAUCUCACGCCUGAGCUCCAGCUGGCCAUGGAGAAUUGGCUCACUGACCACAUGCAGGCUCAGGAUGCAAUGAGACCACAGGACAAGGGAACCUCUUCAGACUUGCAACCCAUUGCUAACAAGAUGGCUGACUUCGCCUUGGAGACUCAAGGUGCCAGUGUUGUCAGCACCCGCUGCUCUGACACCUAUCGUACCCGCUCAGCAUGCGUCACCUUGUUUGGAUUCCCCUUGUGGUAUCCCACCGAGAGCCCCCGCACUGUCAUUCAGGGCCAUCCGGUGAUGCUUCCGGGCAAAUGUUGGGCAUUCCACGGUGUUCAGGGAACUCUGGUCAUUGCCCUGUCUCACCCCAUAAGGAUUACGCAUGUGACGCUGGACCACGUGCCGCGCUACAACACCCCCAAUGGCCGCAUUGACUCCGCCCCCAAGGACUUUGCUGUCUAUGGGAUGAAGGACGAGGCGGAAGAAGGGACGCUGCUUGGAACGUUCACGUACAACAAGGAUGGCGAACCCACGCAGACCUUUGAGCUGACCGAUCCCAGUGUUGCGGUCCAUCGAGCUGUGGAGCUUCGCGUCCUCAGUAACUGGGGUCACGUGGAAUAUACGUGCAUCUACCGCUUCCGCGUGCACGGCGUCAUGGAGGCCACAUGAUGGCCCCCUACGUGGUAGUGGUGAGUUCCACCACUAGAGGCCGCUAAAUCAUUGGCACUGAUUCUUUCAGAGGAUUUUUUUUCAAACAUUGUUGCAAUCUAGCUAAAAGCUAAUAUCUCGGCGUUUUCAACAUUUAUCAAUAAGAAAACUGGAGAUACAUGCUUUUCAUUGGACAGCCAAUAUAUAUAUAUGAAUAUAUAUAUAUAUAUGUAAUGACUUUACUAAUUUUUAGUCACCAGCUGGAAGAAUGUAGCUAAUAAAUAUUAGGUCAAAAUGAUACAUAUCCACCAUAUACCAUAACAACAUUCACUUUCUUCUUGAUUCUUAAAAUACUUGAAACUUUUCUAGCUUCGUGUUGAUCCAUGAUGCUCGUCUUCUUUGUAAAAAAAAAAAAAUGCACUUGAAUUUUGUAUGAAUGCAAAGUCAGGAAAAAAACUAUUUAUUUGAGAAUGUAUGUACUUGUAUUUGUGUUGUAGGAUUGUUACACAAAUAUUGAAAUGCUUGUCUAAAUUAACGAUACAAAUGUGUAUUACUGCCACACUGACAGGAAAAAUUUGUAAAAAAAAAAAAAAAAGUUAGAAGGAAGUCAUCGGGCUGCGUGAGUAAGCAUGAGAAAAAUAUCUGUAUUUUUAAAGUUGAAUAUACAGUAAACCUUGGAUAUAUCGUAUUCAAAUCUGUUAUAUGUGUAUACCGGAAAAUGUCCGUUUUACGCAUAUAUCGGAUUUAUAUCCGGAUUUAUAUCCGGUAUAUGCGUAAAUCGGAUUUUAUCCGUUAUAAAAAGUCACUUCCUUGACUAUGUUUCCAAUGUACCUGGACGCGCAGGCAACGCUGCAAACGCUGCAAACGCUGCAAACGACGUCGUACAGCGGCCUGUCACGAUUCGGUGAAUAGGAGCGCCACGAUGCGGCCAUCCGAUAUAUGUGAGGGAAAUUUAAUGGAAAUGCAUUGGAACGGGACUGGAGAUUUUGUCCGAAAUAGGUGAAAUCCGUUAUAAAAAAUCUGAUAUAUGCAAUGAAUUUUUAUUGGACAUGCAUUACAGAAAAAUUGGUUCUUUUUUAUCUGUCCGUUGUGAGCGAAUUUCCGAUAUAUCCGAGUCCGAUAUAUCCGAGGUUUACUGUACUUCAAAAGGUAUCAUUUUAGGAGACUAAAGUUAUAUUUUUAUGAAUUCUAUUUUUAUAAUGUUAUGACUAUUUUCGGAAUAUACGACAUUCUACUCUUAGCACCCUUGCUUUGUUUUUGUAAUCUUCUAAAAUUGAAACUUUAUUCUUUUAUUUUCAAUUCUGAUCAUAUCUGAACUCGUAAAUGUACUAAUUUAUUUCUAGAAAUGAUUACUUUUUUGUAAAAUUACAACUUCCUUCUGGUAACACCACAACUUCAUUUUCAUCAAUUUACAAGUUUAUUAAGUCAUAUUUGUCAUAUUCUUGGGACAUUAUAUAAUGUUAUUAUUAUAACUAUUUUAUAGUACUAUGACUUCACGUCACAUUAUGACUUAUUCCCCUAAAAUUACAAAUGUACAAAAACAAUGUACAGAACUUUUGGUAAGAUGAUACCUUUUUUGUUCUAAAGUACAACUUUUUUCUCCUAAAAUGACUUUAUCCUUCUAAAAUUAUAACUUUUGACUGGUGUAAUUCAUUGACUUUAAUCUUUUUUUCUGUGUGGCCUUAAUAUUUCAUAGUUGAGAAAUGCUUCCAUGUAUGUUGUAAUAUUUAAAAUGCAAAUGACCUGCAAGGUUGUACAACUGCCUCAAAGUUCAGCUUCAGUUUCCUUGCUUGACGGCACUUUUCAGUGUAUAAUUGUUAAUUUUUUAUGAGUUGUGUACCACAGGGGAAUCCUGGUUGAAUCCAUGUGUUGCAAGUAUAUAAACUAUACUAUAUAAGAACAUGUAGGGGGAAAAAAGGCAGUCCUACUUUAGAUUGUUGAAAUAAAGGUACAGCAUCAUUUACAAAAGGAUCUUUUUUUUUUUUUUACCAGGUAAAUUUUUUUUUUACCGUAAAUCUUGUGUUUCAUCUUUGUGAUUUGCAUUUCCAUCACACAAAGUUCACGUUAAAUGACUCAACGCAGCCAAACACCAUCUGUGAACAGAAACACGACAAGUGUGUUCAACCAAUCAGGGCUCUUUAGCACUAAGCCCGCCCCUCAAAAGCUCCUGGGGCUUGUGAAAAGACCCACCAUACUCUGUCCUUUUUCAGGGCACGAGUUUUAAUCUUCUCAUUUUUUAUGAGAAAAGUUCUUGUGGUGGAAAAGAGGCUACUCAUGAAAAGUAUAGUUUUCUUUUUGGAAGAGUUCAUAGUUGAUGCUUUGUGUGGAAUGGAUGUAUACUAUUUGGCAGGCUGUUAUUUAUAAUAAUGCUUUGAAUGUCAUAUUUAAACAGAAAUUGCUAGAAUUUUAUUUUUUUUCUGUUUCAAUUUGAAUGUAUGAAAUUAAUAAAAUAUCUUUUUUGAUUAGAUUGUCAGUAAUUACUUUUGGUAAGCUUUAUCAUAUUAAAAUGUGUUGGCACACUGCAGUAUACCAUCUGCUGGAUGUGAUGGAGUACUUGGAGUACUUGUUAAGUAACUGUACUUUAACAUGCAAUUGGAUGUCUAUAUUAUGACUUUGCAACUUUUUAUUCCCAACAGGCUAUUUGCAUGGCGAGCAAGCA